This is a messenger RNA of Ilyonectria robusta, 1203 nucleotides long. RefSeq lists its product as uncharacterized. Lineage: Eukaryota; Fungi; Ascomycota; Sordariomycetes; Hypocreales; Nectriaceae. The record is from RefSeq and is a predicted model, not a curated record. The transcript has 4 exons. Bases 1 to 1203 code for a protein of 400 amino acids.
AUGGACCCAUCCAGUUGCGGUCGCACACCUGCGACCGUGUCUGACAGCAAGUCAUCAAGAGACGACAGAACAUUCCGCGUCCGUGGUGUACCCAUCACCUGGGACACCGAUCGAUUGAAGUCAUUCCUAACUGAACAUGACAAUGCCGCCUGUCCAGUCAUCAAAUCCCUUGCCCACGAGAUUGGCGAUCGUUCCAGCACCGCCACGGUUACCUUCCAGACUGUCCCCCUCGCCCUUCAGAAAAAGACGUGGUACAUUCUGUUACCUAAAGCAGAGGAGAAUGGACCUGACCGAUAUCUUGCACUCAGCGACGACUUCCUCGGUAUCACGACACUCUACGCCCCGAGCCCGGACGAUCAUAAAGUCGAUGUCAUUGCAUUACCCGGCCUUGGCGGACAUGCAUUCAGCUCGUUUAAAGAAAGAGGCAGUGACUCCAUGUGGUUGCGAGACGCCCUUCCGUACGACAUCACUCACAAUAACGAUGACACCCCGAUAGCGCGAGUAAUGACCUACGGCUAUGAGUCAAGAGUUUCGCAGAGUAAGAGCAUACAGAAUUUGGAGGAUCUCGCAACAUCAUUCCACACGGCCUUGAUUGCGCUAGCUAGAGCCCCAACGAUCAAACCGAUCAUCUUGAUCGCCCACAGCUUGGGGGGGUUAAUUGUCAAACAAGCUCUAAUAUCGCUAUCGAAAUCGACUGCCGAGGACGAUACGAAGCUUGUCAAAGUAGUAUAUGGCAUUGUGUUCUUUGGAGUUCCACACGAAGGCAUGGAUACCAGCUCGCUUAUCCCACUGGUUGGUGAUGGGCCGAACCGGUUCCUCAUCGAGUCAAUUAGCCGUAUCAAUUCGCAGUUACUUAGCAUCCAGCAACGAGAAUUCCACACAGCAUUGGGUAGUAACGGUGACUCGGAGGUUUUUUGCUUUUACGAAACGCUUGAGUCGCCAACCGCUCAUCAGGAUGCGCAUGGCGAGUGGACGAUAACUGGACCAACCUCAGUUUUGGUCACCAAGUCGUCUGCCACACAUUGCCGUCCGUGGGAAAGCGGCCCAGAACAUAUAUGUGCUAUUGCCCGCACGCACUUUGACAUGGUCAGGUUCAAGCCUCAGGACCACGAGUACGACAAUGCUCGCGAGAGGCUUGAUAGUCUCGCGCAACGGGCCAUCUCGAAACGGCGGCCGGCUCGAGCCUCGAUGCAGUGUAUGUAA